Molecule: messenger RNA, 5224 nt
Organism: Manis javanica (Malayan pangolin)
Lineage: Eukaryota; Metazoa; Chordata; Mammalia; Pholidota; Manidae
Gene: C5H20orf96
Product: chromosome 5 C20orf96 homolog
Source: RefSeq, a predicted model, not a curated record
UUCAAGCAACAUUACUAACGGCCCACAGCCCAAAGGCAGGAUAUAGUUGAGGAAAAUCUCGUCCGUUUUUUCUUUUUAUACCUUUUCUACUAAAAUGAAACAAAACAAAACAGCUCUGUCUCUUCCCAAAGCAUACCACAAUGCAUUAUUUUUCCAGCAGUGGAUUAUGAACAUUUUCAAACAUACAGAAAAUAGAAAAUUUUACAGCAAAGACUUAACCUUUAACUUCUUAAUAUUUUCUAUCAUUUUUUCUGCACCUCUCUAAAAUUUUUUUUGAUACAUUCCAAGUUAGUCAUAUUACAUUAUCUUUGAAAAAGACCUCCAUUUAUCAUGACAGGGGUAAUGGGCGCUUAAUGUUCAGUACUGUUCUAACACACUGCAAGCUUUAUCACAUGGGAUCUUUCAAGACAAUGCUGUAAUUAUACCCAUUUUACAGGAAGCAGGGGUUUGGAGAUGGGGGUUAUGUCACUUGGCCAAGUGGCAGAGCCAAUAGAAGGCCCUACGUGUAGGUGGCUGUUAUUUUCUUCAAACAUAAUACUCUCCAGGAUACCUUGUUAAUACAGAUUCCUUGGCUAAAGUUAGCGCAGGACAGAAUCCCUAUUCCUUCCUCAGGUGUCUCAACCGGUGGGUUGGAGACAUGGAUAACAUUUGGGUGGUUGAUAGGAUGCAUUUAACAUCACCUUUUGUUAGCUGUGUUUUCUUUACACAUAUCUAUGUGCAUUUCAAGGUGUUUCAGUGACCUUUUUGACUUUCAGUGAAAGAAAAGGUGGAUUGUGGAGUCAGGAAGACCCUAGUUUGAAUUCGACUGCUUCAAAUCUCAGCCUCGUCAGAAGGGGCCAGUGACCUCAGAUCUUUCCCUCAGGGGAGCUGACAUCUGUAACUCAUUUGGGCCUCUUCCAGUUCCCUCACUUUAUAACCUCUGACAAGCUCUUCUCCAUCCCUUCUCUGCCACACUCCCAUGAUCAUGCUUGGAUCAUUACCAGAUACAUUGUUUUAGGUUAACACAUUCCACUCAUUUAUUCUUUCUGCUUGCCUGCUCAAAUCUUUCCAUGGGGAGGAUAUUUACAAACCCAAACAGAACCUAUGUAUUUUAAGUCGUCUUUUCCAUUCCUCUUACCGUAGCUUGUGAGGAGCAGGCAGCUAUCAGUGAGUGUCCAUGAUGGGUCAGUAUCUCUAACUAGGAGGGCUGUGUGACAGUGGCCAAGUCCCUUUCAUAUUAGUCAAAGAACAGGCUAAGCUGCUGUGAGAAAGGAACCCUCAAAACAGGGUCUCAAACAAGUUGAAAGUAUAUUUCUCUCUUACGAAGCAGCCCAGAAUUUGGCAGGCAGUCACAGCAGGUAGGUCUCUCUGUCCUGUAAGGUUGGUAGAGACCCAGUUUCCUCCUAUCUUAAUUCUUCCAUACGUAGAUUUCAUUAGGAUAUUUUUGGCCUGAAAGUACCCAAAAACUCAACUCACUAUGGCACACUCAGUAAGGUGAUUUGUUAAAUAUUAUCUGGAGUAGUUUCUAGAUUGGUUACAGGAUUAAUUUAAUGGCUCAACAAUGCUAUUAAGAAAUGGUUUUAUUCCACUUUCUGCUCUUCCAUUCUCCCCAGUACAUCCUCUUUAGUGAAGUCUCCUCACAGUUCCACAAUUUUGAGGAUGCCAAAAUUAUCCUAUGGCAAUAUCCAGUAGCAGACUAGGGAAUGUUUUUCUGCAAUGUCUUUUUUUUUUUCAGCAUGAUGAAAAUAUUUUCUAAAAAUCUCUGAGUAGGCUUCUCUGUCUCCUUGGCCACACUUUUUGAUCACAUGCCUAUGACUAAACUUGUACCUGGCAAGGGGAAAGAACCCACUAAGCCUAACUCAGACCAGUUAUGGCUAGAGGAGCUGGAUCUGGGACUGGGGCAGGGGUUGGGGCUGGGACCUGCCUCGUCUAAAGCAAGGUCAGAGUCUAUUAGUUGGGAUGAAGGUAAGGAAUGGUACCUACCCCAAGUCUGCCACAUAUUGCUACCUCCUACAUGUUAGUGGGUUUCUGGUGAGCUUCCCAGCUGGAGUGCUGUGGUACAGUGGGCUCUGCAAAGGGGGGCCAGGUACAGUGAUUCCCUCAGCUCUAGGGGCAGCCAAGAGGGUCCUGGUUGGCCAGAGUUCCCAGGCUGAUUGCUUUUACUAUAGCAGUCUUUUCUGAUUACUAUAGUGUGUGGUAUAGUUUAAAACAUUUCCUAUUAUUUUUAAGAGGGGAGAAGGUUGGGAACUCUGGUCUAGUGUUCCGUAGUUACGUUCUUCUAUUUUAGUUUAAAUGAUUUCAACCUAUCUCCUUCUCCAAAUUAUUUUUAAAACUGGAAUGUGCUUCUAAAUCUGUGCUCUAUCUGGAAAAUAUGGGGUGUGGGGAGAGGACUGGAAUAGGGCAAAGGUGAGGACUGGAAUAGGGCAAAGGUGAGAACUGGUACUGUUGUCCAGGUAUGAGAAGAAAGUGGGGUAUGUAUCUGUGUGGGUGGUGGUAGUAAACAGUCUGAUUCUGGGUAUACUUUGAAGGUACUGCUGACAGAUGGGAUGUGGGAUGAGAGUUGAGUCAAAAGAUGAUUCAAGGAUGACUCCAGAAAGAGUUGUGGGAAAAAUAUUUUUGGGGAAGGAUUGAAUGUUAGAGUUGCCUAUAAAUAUCCAAGUAGAGAUGUUGAGUAGGCAUUUGGAUAUAUGUAUGUGACUGGAACUCAGGAGAGAGGUGGUGGAGAUGGCAGUCUGAGCGGCAUCCCAUACAGAUGGCAUCUGAAGUCACAAGACUGAAAGGGGGAACAAAUGAAGUGGAGAACAGACAGAAACAAAGAGAGGGCCUGGUUUGAGCCCUUCAAUAAUGAAGAAGAGGAGGAACCAGCAAAGAAGGAGAUAGGAAGCAACUCAGAGAGUGGUUUCCUGGACACCAAGUUUAGAAAGUGUUUCAAGAAGGGAGUGAUUCGCUGUGUCAAAUAAUGCAAAUAGGCCAAGCAAGAUGAGGACUGAGAAGUGAUCAUGGGGUUUAGCAAAGUGGAGGUCACUGGUGGCGUUGACAAAUGGCAGUUUCAGUGGGGAGGUAGAGAGUGAAAGCCUGACUGAAGAGGUGUAAAGGGAUGGAAAAGAGCAGGCAGACCUCUCUAGGAGUUUUGGUGUACAGUGAAGCAGAAAUGGGAGUGUAGCUGGAUGAGAAGUAGUCACCUAUUUAUUUUGAUAUCAUUAAUGUAUAAUUACGUGAACAACAUUAUGGUUACUAGACUCCCCCCAUUAUCAAGUUCCCCCCACAUACCCCAUUACAGUUACUGUCCAUCAGCAUAGUAAGAUGCUAUAGGAUCAAGUAGUCACCUAUUUUUAAUUGAAGAAAUUAAAAUACGUUGGUAUACCAAUGGCAAUAAUACAGAGAGGGUGAUGGAGAAAAUGGGGAGAAUGACUGGGACUAUAUCUUAGAGAAAAUGAGAGAGGAUAGGAUUCUGUUCACAAUUGUAAGAAUAGCUCUUAGUAGGCAGUUUAUACACAGUCAUAGCAGAGAGGCAAGUAGGUGGGUAAAGAAGGUGAUGUGAACUUGUGAGUUUAUUGAGCCCUUCGAUUUUCUUAGUGAAAUAGGAAGCAAAGUCAGUAGUUAAGAGUAAGGAUGGAGAAGAAAGUGAUGGAAGUCUGAUGCGAGGAGAAAUAGGGCAUAUUCUUUAGGUUGGUGGACGAGGCCCACAGGGGUAUUUGUAACUAAGUUGAGAAGACUGUACAGAGCUACAUUUUGCCUUGCGAGAUUAGUCCCUGCGGGCGCUCCGUAGUCUGCGUGCGUUUCCUUGGAGACGAAGACAGGAGGGAAAGCUCCUGGUCUUCCUGGGAAGUUUGAGGGGCCUGGGUUACCGCGCGAUCCACGCUGAGACCAGGAAGUUGGAGACGCCGAAUAAAUAGACAUCCGAAGAGAUCAGGGCCCCACCGAGUAAACUACUCUUUACCCAUUUUCCCCAAUGGCGCAGGUCUUUCCGAACCACUCUGGGAUUCGCUCCACAGUCCACAAAUUCCAGAUUCUGGAUUAUGUUACAUGGCAACGGCCCAAGGCGAAAACCGACUCAUCUACUCUGCUUCCAGUCCUACAAACCAGCCACCUCAAGAAAAGCAAAAUGAAGACUUUGCCUAGCAUCCAGCCAGGGUUACAUUCCAAGCCCACCAUGUUGAUGACAAGCCAGCCGAGGAAUCCACGAGAACCGCACAGAAGGAAGUUGGACCCCGGCAACACACAGGCCCAAAUCUGCCUAUUGAAGACGUUGCUCAGGAACCGGCAAGCCUCACUCCAGGGGCUCUGCAACCACCAGGACGUCCUCAUUAGGCUCAACCAGAAACUGAUCAAGACCAUCCAGGACGCAGAGGCCAGCUCGGCGCUGCAAGUGCGCGCUAUGCUGCAGCAGCAGGACGUCCUCGGGACCAUCAUCGACAUCUUGGAGCACUCGAGCAAGGAGAGGCUGCAGCAGUUGAAUUGUGAACUUCAGGAGUGGGAGGAGAAGGAGGAAUCCAAACUGAGCUACCUGCAGCAGCAGGUGGAGCAGCUGAAUGCCAAGAUCGAGAAGACCCAAGAGGAAGUGAGAUUUCUGAGCACUUAUAUGGACCAUGAGUAUCCUGUCAAGUCGGUCCAGAUUGCCAACCUUUUACGCCAGCUGCAGCAGAUAAAGGACAACCAGCAGGAUGAGUUGGAUGACCUUAACGAGAUGCGCAAAAUGGUCCUGGGGUCUUUGUCUGAACAGAUCCAUAAGAAGAAGAAAAACUUUCUGAGGUAUCUGGUGAAGAAAACCCAGUAUCCUCAUCAGGAGGCUCUUCUCCAGAAGACCCGGGAUAGCCAGGAGAUGCUCAAAUGCAUGGACAAGUUGAGAGACUUUAUCAAGCUGUUCCAGGAGGAAAUACCCAUGUUGAAGGCCGAGGUGGAACAGCUGCAAGUCCAGAUCCAGGAACCCCGAGAGGUUGUAUUUGCAGAUGUUCUGCUUCGGAGACCCAAGUGCAGCCCAGACAUGGAUGUCGUCCUCAGCAUCCCUGUGGAAGAGCUGCUACCAUUCUAGAUGGCAAGGCCAUGGCCCCCCCUUCAUCCUUGCUCUCGCCCCGACACCUGGAGCCUUGAACCAUCGCCUUCCAAGACCACAUCCCCACUCACACCUUAGUCUGCAAUUUCCUCCUCCCUCUCUCCUUUCUGGUUGGUUCUGCUGCUUGGGUCAGAUGGGAAUUCCCAGUCAAGCCUACCAUUCAUUUUUGCUAAUAAAGCUGGAUUUGCAUUU